AUGCAGUCAGGUAUCUUUCAGUCUUUCUUGGGUGCAUUGCAAGCAUGUCUGUCAAUCCUGCUGGUCAUAUUCUACGGUGUGCUUGCGAGCCAAUUCAAGUUGCUCGACGGCCCUUCGUCACAAAGGAUCUCAAAGGUCUGUGUGCGCAUGUUUCUCCCUGCGCUCCUAAUUACCAAAGUUGGCAGUGAAUUACAUAUUGAGACGGGAACAAAAUAUCUUCCAAUCCUGGUUUGGGCUCUCGCAUAUAUACUCGUGUCAAUGGGAAUUGGCGUGUUGGCUGUCAAAUUCCUCAAGUUUCCUUCUUGGGUCACGCCAGCUCUUGCAUUCAACAACACUACAAGCCUUCCUCUCCUACUCAUCCAGUCUUUACAAUCAACCGGAAUUCUCGACCAGCUGAUUGUGGAUGAUGACGAUAUCUCCUCGGCCGUUGGCAGGGCAGAAUCGUACUUUCUUGUCUGUGCUAUUGUGUCAAAUUGUCUGACCUUUGCUAUUGGCCCACGCUUGGUCGAUGCCGAGAAUGCACCUGACGAGCCAGAAGGCGAUAGAGACGAUGGAGGGGAGGAUCAUGAAGAUCAUCAGGACAACAAUAGUGACGUCGAACAGGGAGGUGCUGAUCAGGACGAGUUGACCUCCCUCUUACCCCAUCGUGUUCGAAGUGGAGAGGAUGCGGUACACAAGGCGGCGUAUCGCAUCGGCAAGAAGCACUGGGAUAAACUGUCUCCUCGCACACAAGACACGUUGAGCUUUGUGUCCGACUUUUUCAACGCGCCCCUCAUUGGAGCAGUCAUUGGCGCCAUCAUUGGAUUGACGCCUCCUUUGCACAGAGCAUUUUUCAACGAGAGCAUGAAGGGAGGUAUUUUCAAUGCCUGGAUCACUGAGUCGCUGAAGAAGAUUGGCCAGCUGUUCGUCACGUUGCAAGUUGUGGUCGUUGGCGUUGCGCUGUCUUCGUCCCUGAGAAAAAUGAAACGGGGCGAGCAGAAGGCGCUUCCUUGGGCGCCAACGGCUUUCAUACUGCUUGUCAGAUUGGUAAUGUGGCCUCUCGUGUCCACCGCCGUUAUCUGGGGGCUCUCCACCAAGACCGCAAUUUUGUCCGACGAUCCAAUCCUCUGGUUUACGAUGAUGAUCAUGCCAGCUGGGCCUCCGGCUAUGAAACUCGUUGCGAUGGCCGAUGUAAGUGGAGUAGACGACGAUGAAAAGAUGACAAUAUCCAAAAUCUUGACUGCAAGUCCUCCUAUUUCAGUUCAAGGCUGUCUGCUGACUCCAUCCCAGCUUUCGUAUGCCGCCUCACCAAUAAUGGCUGUCACAGUAGUGGGUGCCCUGUACGCCAGCCAAGCUGCGAUAUAA
Messenger RNA from Exophiala spinifera, 1344 nucleotides. RefSeq lists its product as uncharacterized. The transcript has 3 exons. The coding region runs from base 1 to 1344 and encodes 447 amino acids. The record is from RefSeq and is a predicted model, not a curated record. Gene Ontology annotation, cellular component: membrane; endoplasmic reticulum. Lineage: Eukaryota; Fungi; Ascomycota; Eurotiomycetes; Chaetothyriales; Herpotrichiellaceae. Gene Ontology annotation, biological process: transmembrane transport.